Aureobasidium vineae is the source of this 1038-nucleotide messenger RNA. The record is from the annotation of a GenBank genome assembly. Lineage: Eukaryota; Fungi; Ascomycota; Dothideomycetes; Dothideales; Saccotheciaceae.
AUGCGCGCCCAAGGUUCCUACUUUCCCGUCUUCCAAUCUCCGGACAGCAUGCCAGAUCUACAAGGCAGGACUGCUAUCGUUACGGGAGGUGCAUGUGGGAUUGGCAGUGAUAUCGCUCGAGCCCUCGUCAUCCACAAAUGUCGAGUCAUAAUGGUGAAUGUCCAUGAAAAGCAGAGCACCGAAGCACUCUCCACCAUCCGCGAUGAGGUUGGCUCGGACGCACUUCUUGAACAUCGAUACUGCGACAUGACGGACCUCAUACAAGUACAAGAAGUGUUCUCCGCUCUAUGCGACGAGCUUCCCCGACUGGAUUUGUGUAUAUUCGGCUCAGGGAUUGACCAGGCCCACUUCACAACCGAUAUACACUGCAUAGAUGCUUACUUUGGCAUGAUGUGGCUGGGUCAUUUUUACGCCAGCAACCUUCUCUGGCCUCUAUUCCGCAGAACCUCCAGGAUACCCAAUACACCAGCCCCUCGAGUAAUUUUCGAGGCCCCAGGACAGCAACGUCUACAGAGCCUUUACGACCGCUCAUCUAGUGACGAAGAAAACGCACGCCGCUCUGCUUACAACGCCGAAGUGUGUUCUGAGAUUUUCCGCCGCUCGAAAACGAGUCUGUUACUUGGUGUCAGGCAUGGUCUCGCCGAGCGUAUCGUCAAGCGCCAUCACGACAAGAUUUAUGCACUUGCCGUCCAACCGUCAAAGAACUUGGCAGAUGCAGGCAGGCAACCUAGAAGGGACAGCCAUUGGCAACCCUCAAAUCUGUGCGAUCACGUUCUCGACACUCUAUCCAAAGAUACCAACUUCACAGUACGCAGCAGUUCGCGUAUAAUCCUCUAUGCAGCCACAUCACCCGAUGUCGAGAGCAAGUACCUGAAUGGCGCAUACCUAGUCGAUGUUAAAGAUCUAGCCGCCGAUCCUUCCUUGGGCCCUGGCUUCUGGGACAUUAGCGAGAGAGCCAUCAAGGCAGUGGUGGGCAAAGAUGCCAUGGUGCCUUGGGACCACGAGUGGGUGAAGUCACCGAAAGACGUGUCUGCAUAG